Molecule: messenger RNA, 6202 nt
Organism: Culex quinquefasciatus (southern house mosquito)
Lineage: Eukaryota; Metazoa; Arthropoda; Insecta; Diptera; Culicidae
Gene: Mp
Product: collagen alpha-1(XVIII) chain
Exons: 23
Coding region: 1569-4415 (948 amino acids)
Source: RefSeq, a predicted model, not a curated record
GAGCACUCCGGCUGCACACUGACCCGCGAAAAACAAAACCUCCAGCCGACGCAACACCCAUCUCAACUCAGGUGUCCUGACCGGUGAAACAAGACCGCUUCACCCCCCUUGAAAAAAAAGUCAACAAAACAAAAAACGACGCAAAACGUGCGACCUAAAAAUUCCUCCAAACCUUGCGUAAUUAGCAUAAUAAGAUAAGUCGUUGCGCCGCACUGCUUUUGGACAAUACCCCAAAAAAAAAAUCAAGCAAAACAGAAAAAAACUGGGAAAUUCAAUGUUGAGGGCGAACGCGUACAUUUUUGUUUGAGCAGAAGAAGUGAUUGAUUUGUUGUGACUUGAAAAAGGAUUGCGUGGCUGGGAAAAGUUUUUUUUGUUGAAGUUUGAAGGGGGUCGGAAAAAUCAAUACGUUCUGUGAUAUUGUUGAUGAAAGUGAAAAAAAGUUUAAAAAGUUUUAUACGUUUUACCUCGGUCAAUUGAAAAGUUUUAUUCGUUGAAGAGUUGGUUGAGUAAAUAUUUUAACGGAAAAGUUACAGAAAGAAGUUGUUACAAGAAAUUUAUUACCGAAAAUUACGUUCUGAAAAGAGGCAGCCCCAGGAAAAAAGCGCGCGCCGUUGUAAAUCCACAACCUAAUUAAAUAAUUAAGCGAUUAGCGCGUGUUGGCAGCACCUGCGUUGGUCGGAGUGCUUAAGAAAAGUGUGACUAGUUGGUCCCCCUUAGUUUAUCCGGUGUCUCGCGAUAAAACUUGUGUGUGUUUGUGUGUGGAAAACUGAGAAAAUAAAAGUAAAGAAGCACGUUCAUUAAUCAGGUGCCACCCACCUGGUCUGGUUAAGGUCGAGCAAAAAAAAAAAAAGGGUGGAAAAGUGAAGAAACGCGAAAAAAGUAGUGAUAAAAAAGUGUUAUUACCGCGGGACACGAAAAGCUUAAUCGGUGAACUUUACGUUGAAAUUCCGGCAAGGAGCAGGACCGGAAGCGUCACCCAACCCCACGUGGAAAAGUUCCAUCAAGAGGGGGGCGCCCAAAUGCGUGUCGCUUGAUUUGAUGUCAUCAAUUACCGAAAAUAAAUACAGAAAAAAAAUCUCACACUGCGUUCGCGCGGAGGGGUGGAAAAUUCCUGGAAAAGCGGUCCAUCAACGACAACAAAGUGACGAGGGAAAAAAAUGCUGAAUAAAUAAAAUUUAUGCUGUUUGCUUUAUCAAUCGAUGAAUAAUUGCGGAAUAAAUUUGCCGUAACUGAUGUGCAAAAGUCAGCGCAGCUGGAAAAUUCGCAACUUUGUGACCACCCGCCAGAGCUUGGGAGCAAAUGUCACGCGGAAAUUUUCCAAUUAAAGUGUGAUUUUUCAUCCGUUAAUUAAUGUGCGUGCACGCGCUGGUCAUCAAUUAGCGGCAGCUUGCACACGUGUGUGUCGUACCACGUGCCCACAUAUCGAGAGUGAAUACCUGAAAAAAAUCUGUAAUUUGUGAUUCGUGAAAAAUCGCCAUAUCAAUUGAGGAAAAUCCCAGAGAAAAAAAAAUCAUAUCAAAAAAGUGCAAAUCAGUGAAAAGAAGAGGAAAUAAAAUCAAACCGCCACCAUGGCGAUGGUCGUGUCGGGCCGCGCCAAAGCCGUGAUCGGGGCGUUCAUCUGCUUCUUUCUGCUCGGGAUCGUCCUGGUGACCGGCUCGACCAAGGGGUGGUUCGUACCGGUGCGGUACAACCACGAGCGGGUGGCCGCGCGGAUACAGUCCAGUGGAGACGAUGGCGAUUUCCCGAUGAUUUCACCCCCACCGCCCGAGUACGGUGGCUACGGGCUGAAGGGCGACAAGGGCGAACGGGGCGUGAAGGGCCCGCCUGGGGACAGCAUACGGGGGCCUCCGGGACCACCAGGGCCGGCGGGACCAGCCGGGCCCCCGGGGCCACCCGGUUCACCCGGACCCAAGGGACCGGGCUAUUUCGAGGACGGAUCUGGCGACGAAGUGAAGAGAUUAUCUCAGUUGUACGACGCCCUGCCCAACCGGAAGCACGCCAACCAGUGCUACUGUAACGCGUCGCUGAUUCUGGAGGAGCUCAAAAUGGACGCCGCCCUGCGGGAAUACCUCCGCGGACCGGUUGGACCGCAAGGCCGCGAGGGCAAAACCGGAUCGCCUGGACUGACGGGUGCGCCAGGACCUGCCGGUGAACGGGGAUCGACCGGUCUCAAGGGAGACCGCGGAGACCGUGGAGACAUCGGAACGCCCGGCCCCGAAGGACUCCAGGGCAGCAAGGGUGAACCCGGCCUGGAUGGCAUGGCGGGUCCCCCUGGACUGCCCGGACCUCCGGGACCACCGGGCAUUCCGGAGAACUACGAUAUAAAUUGGAACCCGUCGCGGAUGUUUAAGGAGUCGAUGCUGGGCUCGCCGAUCCAGGGACUUCGAAGUGCCUCGCCCGGAACCAAGGGGGACACCGGCGACAAGGGCGACAUUGGGCUGCCCGGCCAGAAGGGCGAACAGGGCACCAAGGGCGACCGGGGCGAUCCGGGCCUGACCGGGGCCAAGGGAGAAAGGGGCCACAGUUCGGUGGGAGCACCCGGACCAAAGGGAGCCAUCGGACCGCCGGGAGUUUCGGGGCUGCCGGGACAAACCGGAGCCACUGGGACGAAGGGCGACAAGGGAACGACGGGUGACGUGGGUCCCCAAGGGCCGCCAGGACCGCCCGGGGCGGUGGUUUACAGCGAUUCCCGAAACGGAACCAUGGCCGCCGCAGAUCAGUGCCAGUGUCCAGCGGGACAACCGGGACCACCCGGACCACGGGGCCCUGCCGGCUUUGACGGGGCCCCCGGAGUGCCAGGUGAAACAGGCCUCCCCGGCCAUCCCGGCCUGCCAGGAGACAAGGGUGACAAGGGAAGCACGGGCUCGAAGGGCGAUAAAGGACCGGAGUUUAUCAUCAACGAGAACGCCUCGUUCAACUCGUCGAAGACAAAUCGAGCCGAAAAGGGCGAACGCGGACCGCGAGGUCGGCGGGGCAAACCAGGCCCCAUCGGACCUCCGGGAAAACCGGGAACGCCCGCCGACAUGGGCCUCAACACGUGGCCGGGACGACCCGGUGGAAAAGGAGAACCCGGACCAAAGGGUGACCGCGGCGAGAGCAUCCAGGGGCCCAAGGGAGACAAAGGUGACCGCGGAAUGGACGGCCGGGACGGUCAGCCGGGACCACCUGGGCUACCGGCGGCAUCCGGCGAGGGCGUGCAGUACAUUCCGAUGCCAGGUCCUCCGGGACCCCCUGGACCACCAGGACCACCCGGGCUGUCCCUCGUCGGCGAAAAAGGCGAACCAGGCAUGGACUCGCGCAGUCCGUUCUACAACGAUCCGAACUACGGGGGACGACAAGGAGGUCGCUCCAGCUUAGAUGAACUAAAAGCACUUAGAGAACUAAAGCAUCACAAGGACUAUCAAGAUAGUACACCCGGCCCUCCAGGACCACCAGGACCUCCAGGACGGAUCAUUCACGACGACGAUCUGCCGUACGGUUUCAGCAACAACAACAACGUGCGAAUCGUGCCGGGGGCCGUCACCUUCCAGAACACCGAACUCAUGUCCAAGAUGUCUUCUACGAGUCCCGUCGGAACGCUCGCCUACAUAAUUGACGAGGAAGCACUGCUGGUACGAGUGAAUAAAGGCUGGCAAUACAUCGCACUGGGCACGCUGGUCCCGAUCGCCACCCCGGCCCCACCAACGACCACCGUGAUGCCACCACCGCGGCCAGAUCUGCAGGCGUCCAACCUGAUCAACAAUAUCCCACAGCCCGUCGAAGGACCUUCCUUCACGGCAACUCCAGAGUAUGAAUCGUGGUACCCAAAAAUGCUCCGGAUGGCGGCCCUCAACGAGCCGUACACGGGUGACCUGCAGGGCAUCCGCGGAAUCGACUUCGCCUGCUACCGGCAAGCGCGCCGGGCCGGUCUCCUGGGGACGUUCAGGGCGUUCCUGUCCGCGAGAAUCCAGAACGUCGACUCGAUCGUGCGGAUAGCGGACCGUGAGCUGCCGGUGGUCAACACCCGGGGGGACGUCCUGUUCAACUCGUGGAACGGAAUCUUCAACGGCCAGGGUGGCUUCUUCUCGCAGGCCCCGCGGAUAUACAGCUUCAACGGGAAGAACGUCCUCACGGACAUAACCUGGCCCCAGAAGCUGGUGUGGCACGGUUCCAGCACGCUGGGCGAGCGCACGAUGGACACGUACUGCGACGCCUGGCACUCGAGCGCGCCGGACAAGGUCGGCACGGCCAGCAGUCUGCUCGGCAAUAAAUUACUAGAUCAGGAGCGGUAUUCCUGUGAUAAUCGGUUCGUGGUGCUGUGCAUCGAGGCGGUGUCCCAGGACCGGCGGCGGAAGCGGGACGUCCGGAGCCAUCGAGAGUUCGCCAACGAGGACGAGUACGGUCGCCAUCUUGAGGAGACCCUACGGCAGCUAUAAGUGACAACACUCGCUCGUUAGAAUUUCCCCUAAAGUUACCUUCCAUAGUCGAUAUACUCAUUAAAGCAAGAGCAAAGAGAAGCAUCACACGCCAGAUUGGAAAAUUUACAAAAAAAAAUCACGACAUCACGAAAUCGUAAAACAAGGCUGCCAAAUGUAGGAAAAGAAAAAAAAGUAAACAAACACUUGGAAACGCAAGGAUUUUCUUUCCUCUUCCUGCUUAGAGAGAUUGUAGUGUCCCCACCCCUUCUUCUUUCGAAAAAAAAAUGCAAAAUACAACGUAGCAAGCGCGUCAUCGUCAAAAGUAAUGAUAACGAUAAUAAUAACAAUAAUUAUUAUUAAGAAGAAGGCGGGCUGAAUCGAAACUCGCGGCCUACUACGGGUUGGCAGUUUGAUAACAAAAAAAAAGAAGUGAUGUAAAUAUGCCACUUUACAAGAGUAGGCAGUUACCAUGGGAGACAAGAUUUGAAAUUUUCCCCUAAUGCAAAUUAUAAAGAAAAGAUGAAAAAGAAGUAAAUAUCAAUGCCAAUGACACGUGCAAAGAAUGGAUGAAACUGUAAACAAUAAUGAUAAUAAAGGAGAAAUUAGUCAAAUUACAAUAAUGGUAAGAAAACGCGUUGCGCGAAAAAUCUUUUCAGUUUUGUAAAUAAUUGGAUUCGAAAACACCAUAAAAACACUAAAAUACAGCAUGCAGCUACUUUUGGUCAAUUUAACAUUUUUUAUGGUAGAUUCCAACCUUGCACUUGACAGGUAUCAAUUUGAAAUAAACCUUACCUUUAACAAUGCAAUCUUAGAUGCGUCAAAGAAAAUUAAAAUGUUGAAUGGUAAAGGUGAAACGCUGUCAAGUCAAGGAUAAAAACAAACAAAAUCAGUCAAAAACCUUAAUUUUAACCCACAUUUGACGCGCAGCGUGUACCCUUAAGUCCUUCCCGAGCAUUUAAGCAGAAAAUGAUUCCUUUUUCCAUGGACGAAUUAAAGAUGAGCGGUUUAUACUGUAAUUAAGAAAAGCAAACAAAAAAAACUCACAGUAAAUAUGAUGCAAAACAAAUAGUAUUGAAAUAGAACUUUUAUUUAUUAUUUCUCUCUCUACCUUCGAAAAAAUUCUCGUGACCAUUUAGUGACUACCGAAACAAAUACCACUCAAGUUGCAUGUAAAGUGAAACCAGUCGCUUAGUUGAUAACUGUCACGAUGAAAACAAAGAAGAAGACGAAAAAACACGUGUUGUGAGUUAGCAGUCGGAAGAAAUUUAAACAUAAGUUUGACAUUUUCUAACCUACUUUGCAUAAUUCUGUGUAGAAAUGAACUCGUAAAGCAACAAAAAGAGAACAAUUUGUUGACUCUUUUCAGGCAGUAUUGUAUGGAGAAAAAAUACCACGCAAAACUAAACGCCGUUACAAAAUUGCAUUUGAACAAAAUCGUGAAAACUUAAGUGUCAUAUUUGAAAAAAAAAACAGAAGAAAAUCUAGCUAUAAAAUAGGUUAAAUUCAUCACUUGACAAACAAGAGAACAACAAAAAAAACUUUUAAACGAUUCAACAAAACGAUAGCUAAUAAGUUAUUGCAAUGAAAAUUUAUUGACAGAUUCUAUCAUUGAUCAAUAUUUAUAUUUUAUUUUGUCUUUACACCGUAGAGAAGUAAGAACGAAAUAAAAAUGUUUUAAGUAAGAACGAUUCAUUGCAUCUAAUGAACAAACAGAGAAAAUGCUCUUUAGUGUUUGAAGACGCAAACUAAUUGUAACAAAGUAUGACAAGUUUUUUUGUAAAUAAAAACACAAGAAAUCUGUAAAA